Caenorhabditis briggsae is the source of this 429-nucleotide messenger RNA. The record is from RefSeq and is a predicted model, not a curated record. The transcript is spliced from 2 exons. The coding region runs from base 1 to 429 and encodes 142 amino acids. NCBI's taxonomy places the organism in Eukaryota, Metazoa, Nematoda, Chromadorea, Rhabditida, Rhabditidae. Gene Ontology annotation, cellular component: membrane.
AUGUCAUUGUAUGGAUUGUUCUGGUUGCCAUGGUUCGACACUACCAUUGUUACACUUCGAAUUCUUCAAUGUGAUUUUUGCCUUUACUUCAUUGGGUACUUUGGAAUAAACUUAUAUCACAUGGCAGAAAAAGGACAAAAUCGCAAGAAACUAUGUUUGCUUGUUAUAGGAAUAAUUUUCUUUGUUAUUUCUGUUGGGUUUUGGUUCGUCAUCUCUACUUUUUUAUUGCCAGCCUACGUGCCUUGGUCGCCAGCGGAAUCUCGAACUUUGAAUCAAAGAUGCUUGUGCAAUUGGCUUGGUUUGGAUUGGCAUGAUCUUCUACACUACAUAUCUGCUCUGAUUUGUCUUUUUUAUUUCUUGAUCGUUCGCCAAAUGGACACAUGCUUCGAUCAUCGGAAUGAUGCAGUCAAGAGAAUCAACAAAUUUUAA